Messenger RNA from Dovyalis caffra, 654 nucleotides. The record is from the annotation of a GenBank genome assembly. NCBI's taxonomy places the organism in Eukaryota, Viridiplantae, Streptophyta, Magnoliopsida, Malpighiales, Salicaceae.
AUGGCAUCUAAGUCUGUUCCUUUGUUCCCUUUUCUCCUCCUCCUCCUCCUCCUCCUUCAAACCCUAACUCCUACGCACCAAUUUGAAAUUCCAAUGGGACCAAGGGAUGAAUACUUCAUUACUUUCAAUCCAAGUGGCACAUAUGUAGAAGUUGAUGUUAAAAAUAUCACAAAAUCUCUCUGGGAUGCAGGCUACAAAAUCGCGUCACUAGUUCUUGAGAACCAACUCGUUAAAAUUGUACCAUUUGGGAGUGGCGGUCGGUUCAUAUAUGACCCCAACGACACAGACACCGUCAAGAUAUUUAACAACAAUACCGUCACCAUAUUUGCUCCUCCUGAUGAAGCUUUCCGUUUUGAAAGUUGGAUCAUACUUGAUUACCAGUUUGUAACAUCAAAGGUUGAUAAAGAAGCUUUCGACACGGGGUCUAUUUCCGAGGGAUCCAAGCUGCUCACUUGUGAUUUGCAUUAUGAUCUUACUGUCAGCGAAGUGCCUGAUACAGUUACAGGUGCCUACCCUUGUAUCAAUAAUGUGACAAUUACGCAGUGGGAUAUCUACAAUGAUGGCCAUAUUCUUGUUCAUGGAGUUGAGAACUUCUUUAAUCCUCGUUACAAAGUAAAUAGUCCUAGAGUUGGACAAGAUAUAGCGGUGAUUUGA